GCCACGUGACCCGCCCGCCUCAGGAGCCGCGGAGCGUUCGCUCUGCGGGUCUGGUUGACGUGGAGGGCCGGAGGCGUCGGCAGCCCGCGUCUGAGGCUCGCGGGCUGCGGGCCCGGGUGAGUGCAGACCCUGCGCGCGGCGGGGCUCACGGAAGCGUCUGCGCGUCCCGCCGCAGCCGAGAUGCCCGGGCAUCGGGGCGCUCCACACCUCCCUCCGUGGGUGUGUGGACUGUGCAGCAUGGAUGACUUUGCUGAGGGAGGUCUCAGUUUGGCAGAUGAUAUCUUACUGGAAGAUUACCCUUAUGAGGAUGACUGUAUCUGUACUCCUGACUUUACCACUGACGAUUAUGUUCGAGUAACCCAGCUUUACUAUGAAGGCGUGGGUAUGCAAUAUAAAGAUUAUGCCCAAAGUGAGAAAAAUUUAGAAUAUGACAUCUGCAAUAUCUGGUGCAGUAAGCCACUCUCCAUCCUGCAAGAUUACUGUGAUGCCAUUAAGCUGUACAUCUUCUGGCCACUUCUUUUUCAACAUCAACACAGUUCUAUAAUAUCAAGAUUGCACCCCUGUGUAGAAGCCAUCCGUUCUCGUGCUGCUGAGAUAAGUUUGAAGAAAUUACAACAUCUUGAGUUGAUGGAAGACAUUGUGGAUUUGGCAAAGAAAGUUGCAAAUGAUUCAUUCCUUAUUGAAGGCUUAUUGAAAAUUGGUUAUAAAAUAGAAAAUAAAAUCUUGGCAAUGGAAGAUGCUUUAAAUUGGAUAAAAUACACGGGUGAUGUAACAAUUCUACCUAAAUUAGGAUCAGUUGACAAUUGCUGGCCCAUGCUAAGUAUUUUCUUUACUGAAUAUAAGUACCAUAUUACUAGAGUUGUAACUGAAAAUUGCAACUUGCUAGAAGAAUUUAGAAGGCAUAGUUGCAUGCAGUGUGUGAAGCAAGGAGAACUCAUGAAAAUGAGAGGAAAUGAAGAGUUCUCAAAGGAAAAGUUUGAAAUAGCUGUUAUUUAUUACACCAGAGCCAUUGAAUAUAGACCUGAAAACCAUCUUCUUUAUGGUAACCGAGCUCUCUGUUUUCUUCGUAUGGGGCAGUUUAGAAAUGCACUUAGCGAUGGAAAGAGGGCCAUUGUUUUGAAGAACACCUGGCCAAAGGGUCAUUAUCGUUAUUGUGAUGCUCUUUGUAUGCUGGGGGAAUAUGACUGGGCCCUGCAAGCAAACAUAAAAGCUCAAAAACUCUGUAAAAAUGACCCUGAGGGAAUCAAGGAUCUAAUUCAGCAGCAUGUAAAGUUACAAAAACAAAUAGAAGACCUACAAGGUCGGACAUCAAAUAAGAAUCCAAUUAAAGCUUUUUAUGAAAGCAGGGCUUACAUACCUAGAAACUCAUCAGCACCUGCUUUUAGGACAUCACUUAACUUUGUGGAAACAGAAAGAGGUUUCAGAAAAACUAAGUACAAAAUGGCAAAUGGUGGCGAUCAGAAUCAAAAGGUGGCAGAUGAGGCUUUGAAGGGGGACGAUUGUGACUGUCAUCCUGAAUUUCUGCCACCUCCAAGUCAGCCUCCAAGACACAAAGGAAAACAAAAAUCACGAAACAAUGAAUCAGAAAAGCCCAGUUCUAAUUCAGAAGUGAGUUUACAAGUAGAUUUGAAAAGCAUUUUGGAGAAACAGUUUUCAAAAUCUUCCAGAGCUGCACACCAGGAUUUUGCUAACAUCAUGAAAAUGCUAAGGAGCUUGAUUCAGGAUGGGUACACGGCCCUGUUAGAGCAGCGCUGCCGCAGCGCUGCCCAGGCCUUUACAGAGCUGCUCAAUGGUUUAGACCCUCAGAAAAUAAAGCAAUUGAACCUGGCCAUGAUUAAUUAUGUAUUAGUAGUCUAUGGACUUGCCGUUUCUCUCCUUGGAAUAGGACGACCAGAGGAGCUGUCUGAAGCCGAAAACCAGUUUAAGAGGAUUAUCGAACACUAUCCCAAUGAGGGGCUGGACUGCUUGGCCUACUGCGGAAUAGGAAAAGUGUAUUUGAAAAAGAACAGAUUUCUCGAAGCUCUUAAUCACUUUGAAAAGGCAAAGACUUUAAUUAGUCGUCUCCCUGGAAUUCUAACUUGGCCCACAAGUAAUGUGAUUAUUGAAGAAUCUAAGCCAGAAAAAGUCAAGGUGAUGUUAGAGAAGUUUGUUGAAGAAUGCAAGUUUCCCCCAGUGCCAGAUGCUGUUUGUUGCUAUCAGAAGUGCCGUGGAUAUUCUAAAAUUCAGAUUUACUUAACUGAUCCAGACUUUAAGGGUUUUAUACGAAUUAGCUGUUGCCAAUACUGUAAGGUAGAAUUUCAUAUGAACUGCUGGAAAAAGUUAAAAACAACAACUUUUAAUGAUAAAAUUGACAAGGAUUUUCUACAAGGAAUCUGUCUCACUCCCGAUUGUGAGGGAAUCAUUUCUAAGAUUAUCAUCUACAGCAGUGGAGGUCAAGUUAAAUGUGAAUUUGAACACAAGGUCAUAAAAGAAAAGGUUCCUUCAAGACCUGUUCUGAAACAGAAAUGUUCCAGCCUAGAGAAGUUAAGACUGAAAGAAGACAAAAAAUUGAAGAGAAAGAUCCAAAAGCAAGAGGCAAAAAAGUUAGCACAAGAAAGAAUGGAAGAGGACUUAAGAGAAAGCAAUCCACCUAAAAAUGAAGAGCCAGAAGAAACCUCAGACAGUGCUCAGCGUUGUCAGUUUCUUGAUGACAGAAUCCUGCAGUGCAUAAAGCAGAAUGCUGACAAGAUUAAAUCUGUUGUAUUGAAUACAUCCACGCUUCUCAAAGAGCUGCUCUCUUGGAAGGUUCUGAGCACGGAAGACUAUACAACAUGCUUUUCUAGCAAAAAUUUUGUCCAUGAAGCAGUGGACUAUGUUAUCGGUCACUUGAUCCAAGAGAAGAACAGAGUAAAGACACGGAUAUUUCUGCAUGUUUUGAGUGAGCUUAAAGAGUUAGACCCCAAGUUGGCUCCCUGGAUCCAGAGACUGAAUAGUUUUGGCUUGGAUGCCAUAGGACCCUUUUUCACUCGGUACGGAGCAUCUCUCAAGGAGCUUGAUUUCCACGUCGUGACUGUCCUCUGGGAUGAGAAGUACGGCCAUAAACUGGGCUCUAUAGAAGGAAAGCAGCUUGAUUACUUCUUUGAGCCAGCAUCGGCAAUGGAAGCACGCUGUUUAAUAUGGCUUCUGGAAGAGCACAGGGACAAGUUUCCGGCCUUGCACAGUGCCUUAGACGAGUUCUUUGAUAUAAUGGACAGCCGAUGCACUGUACUAAGGAAGCAAGACAGCGAUGAAAUGCCGUUUGGUUGUAUCAAGGUAAAAAACAAAGGCAAGAAAAAGAAGCCAAAAGAUUCAAAGCCAAUGUUAGUGGGAUCUGGAGCUGCAUCAGUAGCACCGAGCAGUGAGGCUGUCACUCCAGAAGACCAUAGCAGGCGCAAUUCAGAUUCUGCAGGACCAUUUGCAGUGCCUGACCACCUUCGGCAAGAUGUGGAAGAAUUUGAAGCUCUUUAUGACCAGCACAGCAGCGAGUAUGUUGUCCGAAAUAAGAAGCUCUGGGAUAUUAACCCCAAACAGAAAUGUUCGACUCUGUAUGAUUAUUUCUCUCAGUUGUUGGAAGAGCACGGCCCCUUGGAUAUGAGUGACAGGAUGUUCUCUGAGGAAUAUGAGUUCUUCCCUGAAGAAACUCGACAGAUACUGGAGAAGGCAGGAGGGCUGAAGUCGUUCCUCCUGGGCUGUCCUCGAUUUGUUGUGAUCGACAACUGCAUUGCAUUGAAAAAAGUUGCCUCAAGACUCAAGAAAAAAAGAAAGAAGAAAAACAUGAAAGCUAAAGUUGAAGACAUUUCAAAAACAGGAGAAUAUUUACGAGUUAAACUACCACUAAAUCCAACUGCUAGGGAAUUUCAACCAGAUGUAAAGUCUGAAGCACUGUCUGAGGAUGUGAAGUCCAUACCAGGACCUGCCGACUCCUCAACCCUAGCUGCGGAGGAUCUGAAGGCCCAGCUGGACUCUGAUAGCUCUUCUGGGUCAGCUUCGGAGGACAGCAGACUGGAAGUGGCCUCUCCUGACUCUCCUACACCACUCUGUGAGGAUGCUUCUCCUUCCCCCACGCCAGCUCCUGAAGAAGCCAAACCAACAUACUGGGCUCAAUCACACUUGGUCACAGGAUUCUGCACAUACCUUCCUUUUCAAGGAUUUGGCAUCACCCAGCGACCAGCGUACAUUAACAUGGUACCUAGCCUGUCGCAGUUCACUAGCAUUUACACACCUUUGGCCAACAUUUCUUCUGAGUAUCCAAUGCAAAGAUCCAUGCCAGUGGUGCCAUCUUUUGUAGCCAGCAACAGAGCAGAUGAAAAUGCCGCUGCAUACUUUGAGAGUCCUAAUCUGAAUACUGAGCACGACUCUGGUGACCACAUGGCCUCUGAAACACAGAUCCUGGAGGAUACUUUGGGAGUGUGUGUCAGGUCCCAGGGCAGCGCAGCUGAUGCUGAUCCAGCUCUGAGUGAGCCUGAGGGAAACAGCGAACACAGUGGGAGCUCUGACAGCCUGUGGGAAGCUUCUCUAGAAAAUGUCAGUGGAACAACAGAUGCUCCAGCUGCUCCAUCGGUUGCCAUACAGGUGUCUAGGAGCAUGGUACAUCAGGAAGUCAACACUGAGCCGUAUGAGCCGUUUGAAACACAGCAGGGGGACCUUUCCCAGAAGGAAAAGGAGUGCCACCUACUCAGAGAGCAGCUGAAGGUAGCAUGUGAGAACUGCGAGCAGAUAGAACUCAGGAGCUCACAAGAGAUCAAGGACCUGGAGGAAAAGCUGCAACGGCACACAGAGGAAAACAAGAUCUCAAAGACGGAAUUAGACUGGUUCCUCCAAGAUUUGGACAGAGAGAUUAAAAAGUGGCAACAAGAGAAAAAAGAAAUCCAAGAAAGAUUAAAAGCCCUGAAGAAAAAAAUUAAAAAGGUUAUCAAUACCAGUGAAAUGCCUGCCCAGAAAAAUGAUGGAUUCGAUAAGGAAUGUGAACCACAUCCGGACCAGUCCCUUGGAUUCAGCAGUGCACUCACAGAUGAGAAGACAAAAGUAGAAGAGUCUGUCAGGAAAGGGAAAGAGCUCUAUGAAGAGAGUCACCAGAGAGCCGUGGCUGCAGAGGUAUCUGUUCUUGAAAACUGGAAAGAGCGAGAAGUGUGCAAACUACAGGGUGUGGCGUCACAAUCAGAAGCCUAUCUUAAAAGCCUCAAGCUGAUGAGCAGUGAUUCUGCAACGUAUCCCGAUGUGGAGUAUGAUAUACUUUCAUGGGAGUCAUUUCUUUCUACUGUAAGAGAAGAGAUCGAGAGCAAAAAGUCUCAGUUUGAAGAGCAUAUUAAGGCCAUUAAGAAUGGUUCUCGACUCAGUGACCUUUCCAGUGUGCAGCUUUCUGAGGUUUCAUUUCCUGGUUGUUCGACGAUCCAUCCUCAGUUCCUCUCUGAGUCUUCAGGCCAUGAGGAUCCCGGACUGGUGGCUUGUGUAGACAGCAUGACUGGAGCAGUCCUCAAUGAUCCUUACAUGGACUCUGCUAGUGGCUGCCCAGAGGAGGUUCCAGAACUGUCGCUGGGAUCACCCACCCAUCAGCCAGAAGUUACUCAACAGCUUGAGCUCAAGGGGGCUAGCCAGGUGUCUCCAUCAGAACAGAGCCCUGAGGCCGACGAGAAACUAUCUGGACAGGCUACUCGGUCAAGCCAGUCUCCAAAAAAGCCUUCCAACAGUAUUAUUGAACACCUGUCAGUGAUAUUCCCAUGUUAUACCAGCACUGAGCUUGCUGGGUUUAUUAAGAAAGUUAGAAACAAAACCAAGAACUCAUUCUCGGGAUUAACUAUUGAGGAGAUUGUGGAGAAAGUGACAGAACACAUUGUCGAUGAGCAAAAGAAGAAAAAGCCAAAUCCAGGAAAAGACAAGAAGACAUCUGAGGCUCAUUCGGCUGCCUCUGUGGCCAAGUCCUCCCAGAGUCCACCCUUGGCAGCUGCUGGACCAUCAGCUAGAACCAAAGGCCAGAAAAAAGAUGAUGUCCCUGCACCAGAUGGAAAUUCCUGUGAGAUAUGCCAUGAAAUAUUCAAGUCAAAAAACAUGCGUGUGCUAAAAUGUGGGCACAAGUUUCACAAAGGGUGCUUUAAGCAGUGGCUGAAAGGGCAGAGCACGUGCCCCACCUGUGGCAGCAGUGACCUGCUGUCAGAAGAGUAACUGUUGCACCAUCGUCACAGACCCAGCCCAGGAGAAGAUGGGAACCUCCUUCCUGUUGCUGUAGGUAGUCACUCCUCACUAAUGCACCAUGCACUUCAUGAGUUAAAGAACAACAGUGUCCUGUUACCAGUGUAAAAACAGCAAACAUGGAAGCUCUCACACUGUGCAUCACAAAGCUAACAAAUGGAAAUCUGAAUUGCAGUCUGUCCCAGGUUCCAGGCAGGUGACAGCCAUGUGUGUCUGCAAUGCUGUCACCAUGGUCCUGCACUGUCGUGGCUGCUGCAGGAUACUCUGAGAUGAGCAGGUUCUUUGGAAAGAACUGCUGAGCUCCUCAAAGCAGUGCUGAGAUUGUAAAGGCUCUCAGCCUCCUCAGUUCCUCAUGUGGCACUGUAGCAUCCCCGUCAUAAAUUUUUAAAGUGCUUAUGAUUCAAUUAAUCUACAUUUUGGUAAUCAAUUAUAAAAUACUUUUUAAAUUAGUAUUGGCUAUUUUUUUUUUUUACCCUGGGAAGAUGCUGUCUGCUCACAGGAGUCCCACACUUGGCACUUACACUAAGGUUACCAUGUAAGUCUCAUGAGUCAGCAGUGCUUGGAAGUGCACAGCUGGCUAGUGCUGAAAACAGGACAUAGUGCCCAGCGCAGGGCAGCCACCCUCACCCUCCUUCCUUAUCCUUCCACCAGAAGAGAAAUGUACCACAGUCCUGAUGUGUUGGUGUUAACAUUGUUCUGUUUGACUUUUGUGUAAAGUAAUGCAUGCAAUCUUGUAAUGUGGCCUGAAAACAAGCUAACUGUAUUAGAAACUAUUCAAAAACUAGGUAUUUUUAGUGACCUGUAGGCAGUGGCAAAUACAGACAUGUGAACCUUGAAUACAUUACAUUUCUCUCAAACACAAAGAAACAAACAAAAAACUUUUCCAGCGUGUUCUCUGCUGCCCUGGAGAUGCCGUCACCUUCCACCCGUGUCUGUGUGAGUUGUGGUGUCUUAGUGACUUAGUAUGUAGCUCACUCCUUAUUCUGAGACAUUGUCUGUGGUGUCCCUGAAACAUGGUGUCCAUGCUGUAACAGUGGAGUGCAGUACAUGCCUGAGUACACACAGCAGCUUAUAGUAUCUGUCGGGUACAAAGAAGAGUAGCUGUUGAGACAGAGAGCUGUGCUUCGUGUCAGAGCCUGUGAACAUGCCUUACACUUGUCCAGUAACUGUCAAUAAAGAACAUUAUAAAAGGUCA
Molecule: messenger RNA, 7399 nt
Organism: Mus musculus (house mouse)
Lineage: Eukaryota; Metazoa; Chordata; Mammalia; Rodentia; Muridae
Gene: Ttc3
Product: tetratricopeptide repeat domain 3
Exons: 46
Coding region: 181-6177 (1998 amino acids)
Biological process (GO): protein ubiquitination
Cellular component (GO): cytoplasm; Golgi apparatus; nucleus
Molecular function (GO): ubiquitin protein ligase activity
Source: RefSeq, a predicted model, not a curated record